UCGCAGGGAGGGAAGGAGGGAGGGAGGGAGCCGCCCCGCGAAGGGGCGUUGCUCUGCGGCGCUACUUGAUCGCUGCCGGCCGGCGAGCUUCGGAUAGAACCGGAUUGCAAGCGAAGUGAAGCGGAGCCGCGCCGCAUCGUGCCAGCCAGGCGACAACAUGAGCUCCCCUGGCGUGACUCCCGAGGUGGACAUGAAGGACGUGGAGCUGAACGAGGUGGAGACCGAGAAGCAGCCCAUGAACGCCUCCCCUUCCCCGCCGCUGGCUGGCUCCCCGGCCAGCCUGGGCGAGAAGAACGGGGUGGUGAAGGUGAAGGUGACGGAGGACGAGGAGGAGGAGCAGCAGCAGCAGCGGGGGGGCGAGCUGGGGGCCAAGUUCACGGGCCUCUCCAAGGAGGAGCUGCUGCAGGUGGCCGGCACCCCCGCCUGGGUGCGCACCCGCUGGGCCCUCCUCAUCCUCUUCUGGCUGGGCUGGCUGGGCAUGCUGGCCGGGGCCAUCGCCAUCAUCGUCCAGGCGCCCCGCUGCAAGGACCUCCCCAAGCAGGACUGGUGGCAGAAGGGGGGCAUCUACCGCAUCGAGGCCCUGGAGAAGUUCCAGGACUCCGACGGCGACGGCAGGGGCGACCUGGCAGGUUUGAAGCAGCGGAUGGAUUACCUGAGCUCUCUCAAGGUGAAAGGGGUGGUGAUCGGGCCCAUCCAUGUCAACAGCAAGGACAACCUGAACCUCACCAACCUCAAAGAGAUCGACUCCACGUUCGGCACGUUGGACCAGUUCCGGGAAGUCCUGCAGGCCGCGAAGAAAAAGAGCCUGAAAGUUGUCCUAGACCUGACCCCCAACUACCAGAGCGAAUCCCCCUGGUUCCAACCAGGCAGCCCCUCCCGGGAAGAUUUGCCGAUCAAAAUGAAGGAGGCGAUCGAGUUCUGGCUGAAGGAAGGCGUGUCCGGGAUCCAGAUCAGAAGUGUGGAGGACAUUGUCAAUCAAACCCAGCUCCUGGAUGAGUGGAAGAACCUGACCAGCGACUACAGCAGCGACGACCAUGCCAGGGUGCUGAUCACGGCCACGGGCCGACGGGACGUCCACAACAUCAUCUCCCUCCUCGACAAGUCCAGCGCUGACCUGCUGACCAGCCCGUAUCUGGAGCUGGCGCAAGGCGACGGAGGGAACGCCAGCGCCCGCACGGUCCGCGACAUGAUCCACCGCUACAUCCAAGCCUUUGGGGACAAGUGGCCCAGCUGGAGCGUGGGGAGGCCCGGGGCGGGGCAGACGGCCGCGGUGGGUGAGCACCUUCUCCGCCUGUACCACAUGCUGAUCUACACGCUGCUGGGGACCCCCUUCACCGACUACGGCGACGAGAUCGGGCUGUGGGACCUGCCAGCAAAGCCUGCAGACUCAACAGUCAUCCGCAUGCGUUGGGACGACACGGCGAACUUUGGGUUCUCGAAGGAAGCGCAGGACCUGGGCGAGAAGACGGACAGCAAUGUCACAGUCAAGUCGCAGACCGACGACAACGCUUCGGUGCUGAGGCUGUUUCAGCAGCUGAGCGAGCUCCGGGGGAAGGAGCGGGCCCUCCUGCACGGCGAGUUCCUGGAUGCCAACGCCACCUCGGCCCACGCCGUGGCCUACCUGCGGGUCUGGGACCAGAACAAGCGCUUCCUGGUGGUGCUCAACUUCGCCCCCAUGGACAGCCCCGUCUCCUUCGCGCCCUCCCCUCACCUGCCCCCUGAAGCCAUGCUGGAGCUCAGCACGGACCCCCAGCGGGAGAAGCAGCAGCAGCCGCUGAGCCUCCAAGGGCUGCAGCUGCGGCCCUGGGAAGGCUUGCUCCUCAGUUUCCCUUACGUGGCUUAGCUCGGCCUGGGCAGCGUCUUUCUGCUGCUGCUCCUCUUCGUGCCUUGGGAGGAGUGCAGCGCUGGGCCUCUUCGGAACAACAGCCUCCGGACUUCCCCCUCUCCGUCUCUCUCCUCUCUCCCUCCUUCUUUCGCUCUGUGCACAUUCCUUGAGCUGCCGCCCUUCUCUGGGGAAAGAAGCUCUCGCAAGUGCUCUUUCUCAAUAAAACAGUGCUUUUUAUUAUUAUUUUUAACUUUU
Molecule: messenger RNA, 2080 nt
Organism: Hemicordylus capensis (graceful crag lizard)
Lineage: Eukaryota; Metazoa; Chordata; Lepidosauria; Squamata; Cordylidae
Gene: SLC3A2
Product: solute carrier family 3 member 2
Exons: 10
Coding region: 158-1843 (561 amino acids)
Biological process (GO): carbohydrate metabolic process; amino acid transport
Source: RefSeq, a predicted model, not a curated record